GUGUCCGGCGGGAAACGCUGGUGGAUACAUUUCCGACAGGGCUACUCCGCAUUUUCUCGCGUUGUUUUAAUAGCUUAAUGGCGAAGCGGUAGGAUUUUAAACUUUUCCAGCUCACAGAGGAAGCAUGGCGUUUCCAACCAUGUUCCAGACGAAGGUUAGAAUCCUGCAGAGGUUGCUGCGGUGCAAACACACGGCAGGAAGCAAGGCAUUCCGCUCCAGGCUGGUUUUAGGCAUCGAGACGAGCUGCGAUGAGACUGGAGCCGCUGUGAUGGACGAAACUGGAGCCAUACUGGGAGAAUCCCUGCAUUCCCAGAAGGAGGUUCAUCUGAGGACUGGCGGCAUCAUCCCGACCGUAGCUCAGGCUCUACACAGAGGAAACAUCGAGCGCGUGGUGCAGGAGGCUCUAGACCGGAGCGGCGUGGCGCCGGCCCAGCUGGGCGCCGUGGCCGCCACCGUGAAGCCCGGCCUGGCUCUGAGUCUGGCUGUGGGCUUGAGCUUCAGCCAGCGCUUCGUGAGGCACCACAACAAGCCGUUCAUCCCCGUCCACCACAUGGAGGCCCACGCCCUGACCGUCAGGAUGCUGCAGCCGCUCCACUUCCCCUUCCUGGUGCUGCUGGUGUCCGGAGGUCACGCCCUGCUGGCCGUGGCGCGGGGCGUCGACGACUUCCUGCUGCUGGGCCGAUCGCUGGACGAAGCUCCAGGAGACACGCUGGACAAGGUGGCGCGCCGUCUGUCCCUCAGGAAACUGCCGCGCUGCGCCGCGCUGAGCGGCGGCCAGGCCAUCGAGCUGCUGGCGCAGGACGGCGACAGGAAGAGGUUCCGCUUCAGGACGCCGAUGGGACAAACGCCCGACUGCUGCUUCUCCUUCGCCGGGCUGCGGAACCAGGUCACCUUGCUGAUCCAGAAGCAGGAAGUCGAGGAAGGCGUAGAGGAAGGAACGGUGCUGUCGUGUGUGAACGACAUCGCCGCCGCCACGCAGCACACCGUGGCCUCACACCUGGCGAAGAGGACGCACCGGGCCGUCCUGUUCUGCAGAGCCAACCGACUGCUGCCGUCACAAAACCCGACGCUGGUGUUGUCUGGAGGCGUUGCCAGCAACCAGUACAUCCGUAAAGCUCUGGCGGUCGUUGCCGAGGUGACCGGGUUGCGGCUGCUCUGCCCUCCGGCCCGGUUCUGCACCGACAACGGAGCGAUGGUCGCCUGGAACGGAGUGGAGCGUCUGAGGGAAGGAACCGGGAUCCUGGCGCCGGAGGUGGAGGUCAGCUACGAGCCCAGAGCUCCGCUGGGCGUGGACAUCACAGCCGAGGUGAGGGCCGCCGCCAUCAGGCCGCCGCCCAUCCGGAUCAAGAUCCCAGCCUGACCGGCAGAACUCCCUCUAUCCAAACUGUGCAGAUAUGAAAUGUUUAUUUAUUAAUAAAGUAUUUUAAUAUGAA
This is a messenger RNA of Xiphophorus couchianus (Monterrey platyfish), 1433 nucleotides long. RefSeq names its product O-sialoglycoprotein endopeptidase-like 1 (gene osgepl1). The coding region runs from base 125 to 1360 and encodes 411 amino acids. Gene Ontology annotation, biological process: tRNA threonylcarbamoyladenosine modification. The transcript is spliced from 7 exons. NCBI's taxonomy places the organism in Eukaryota, Metazoa, Chordata, Actinopteri, Cyprinodontiformes, Poeciliidae. The record is from RefSeq and is a predicted model, not a curated record. Gene Ontology annotation, cellular component: mitochondrion.